Molecule: messenger RNA, 1349 nt
Organism: Panthera uncia (snow leopard)
Lineage: Eukaryota; Metazoa; Chordata; Mammalia; Carnivora; Felidae
Gene: TAS2R60
Product: taste 2 receptor member 60
Biological process (GO): detection of chemical stimulus involved in sensory perception of bitter taste; sensory perception of taste; G protein-coupled receptor signaling pathway
Cellular component (GO): membrane
Molecular function (GO): G protein-coupled receptor activity; bitter taste receptor activity
Source: RefSeq, a predicted model, not a curated record
AUGAAUGGAGAUGACAUGAUUCCAGGAUCUCCAGUGACUGAUAAGAGAGCCAUCAUCUUGGCUAUCGUUUUAUUAUUUUUGUGCCUGGUGGCAGCAGUGAGCAAUGGCUUCAUCACUGCAGCUCUGGACGUGGAGUGGUUGCUACAGAGAACACUGUUACCUUGUGAUAAAUUAUUAGUCAGCCUGGGGGCCUCUUGCCUCUGUCUGCUGGGUGUGAUGAGGAGGACCAUUUAUAUUUUCCUGUAUCCAGAGGCCUUCCCAUCCAACCUUGUACUGCAGUUCCUAGCCUUCUGGCGGGACUGGCCAUCUUACGAUUCUCCACCUACCUAGCUCAGUGUCUUCCAUUGCAUGAAAAUUGCAACCUUCACCCUCCCCAUCUUCCUCUGGCUAAAAUAGAAGGUGUCUGGGUUGGUUGCAUGGACUGUAGGGCUCUCCAACUUGAGCACCAUCUUUUUCAUAGGCAACCAGAGCUUGUAACAGUACUUUGUAAGGAGAAGGUUGCAAUCUGGGAAUGCCAUUGAGAAUACCGUGAGACCAUAUGAGAAAUUCUACUUCUUCUGUUUAAAACUUGUUAGCUGGACAGUCGUUACUGCUGUCUUCCUUUUCGACAGUUUGGUCAUGUCUCUGGAAAGACACACUAAGAAGGUCUGCCUGUCCAGUGGCUUUUGUGAGCCCAGGGCCCAGGUGCACAACCAGGUUCUCCUGGCUCUCAUGUCCUUUUCCGUCCUCUCCACCUCCUGUUUUCUGUCACUGGUGCUCAAUGCUGCAGGUGUUUUUCCAUUUUGGGACCCUAGCUACUGGGUGUGGCAGGCAGUGAUUUAUCUGUGCUCAGCAGUCCCCAUCACUGCACUUGAGCAACCCCCGGCCGAGAGGUGUGGUGGAGAGGGGCUGCUGUGCAGGGUGCUGGGCAUCGUGAGUUGUAAUUGAUGAAAAACCUCAGAGACACUAAGGCAGAGGGCAUGGUGCAAUGGGACAUGGCUUCUUUAAAUCCCUUUGCCACUUUUAAUGUUCCUUUCCUCUCUGCUACGUUUCACGAGGAGAAUGACUUCUAUGAAAUAGGAUUUCAAGGUGGGAUCGAAGGUCCUGAGAUAAUGGGGUAGCGUCACUGAUGUACAACCCAGCAAGUCUGUGGCCAAGGCAGCUGUGUUCCCUGUGGGGCUUGAUGUGGCUAGAGUCAGGAAACUUUUACUUUCCCUGUGAUCGGUCUCUUGGAGGGUAAAAUUAUCCUUCUGGAGACUGGAUGCGAGGAUCCUGAUGCACCAUUCAAUUUUUAUCUGUUGAGUCAGACUGGAGAAGAUAUCUGGAACCUCAGUUUUCCUCUGGCUUCAUGCUGUAAACCACCUUUUCUU